Messenger RNA from Striga hermonthica, 718 nucleotides. The record is from the annotation of a GenBank genome assembly. Lineage: Eukaryota; Viridiplantae; Streptophyta; Magnoliopsida; Lamiales; Orobanchaceae.
UCAUCUAGAGGUUGAAGAGUUCUUGUCAUACUAUGAGUCUUUCUCUGGAUUAAGUCAAAAUCCUAUUCAUGACUCGAGCACGAUGCCACCUAUAGGCCCUGGUCCCCUCAACAGAACGUCCAGCUACCUAGGUGCCAAGGUGUCCUGCCUGGCCUACGUCGAGCUAGCCUCCGCCUACCACCCACGUAUUCCCAAGGUACCAUGGGCUACGCCUACCACAGCCUCUACCUACCACCCAUGUACCCUAAAGGUACCAUGGACCGCGCCUACCAGAUUGAGCCACCAGCUCAUCGCUCAGUUUCGCGACUACCACCCAGAGAUGUUUUCCGGUCAGGGAGAUCCCCGACUUGUUGAUGAGUGGAUCCAGGGCCUCGAGAUUAUCUUUGAGGUCAUGGACUGUCCUGAUCGUUACCGCGUAAUUUGUGCCCAAAUCCAGAUGACUGGUGAUGCACGCCUUUGGUGGAAUGCCUACUGGGAAAUGCAUCCCGGUGAGAAGGAGAAUUGUACGUGGGAUCGAUUCAAGGAGAUAUUGCGCGAAAAGUUUUAUCCAGCCUAUUAUCGCGCAGAUCUUGAGCAUCAGUUUUUGGCACUUAGACAGGGUACUCGUUCGGUGGACGAGUACGAAUGUGAGUUUACUCAACUCGGAUUCUUUGUUCUCGAGUUACUGGGUUUGGAGGAGAAGAGAUCGAGGCGUUUCAUUGACGGACUUUUGCCAGUA